AUGGCACGUCUUUCAACUGGCGCCCUUUUGCGUUAUUUACGUGGUAAUGUAGAAGAAAAAGCUACAUUACAGGUUCUAGGAAUGAAAUUGAUCGACAAUAAAGCUGGAGAAGAUAAUCAAAAUAGACGAUACCGUCUUAUGUUAUCCGAUGGCAAAAAUACAUUUUCAUCAUGUAUGUUGGGAUCACAGUUAAAUUCAUUGAUCGAUAAUAGUGAACUUAAAGAAAAUUCAAUUGUUCGCAUUGAGAAAUGUAUGUGUAAUGUUAUUGACCGCCAAGCUGGAAAGUUUGUUCUUAUGAUAGCCGAUUUAAGCGUGGUCGUUAGCACAGCUGACAAAAUCGGCGAUCCUGUUGUAUUACCAUUAACUAAUAUUUCAAAUAAUAAUUUACCGACUAAAUCUGAACCUCAAGAUGAUAUUGUAGUACCGAAUACAACAGCUCCAGCAUCAAAAACAAAUGUUAUUCGUCAAGGAUCGAAUGUACUACCAACGGCAGACCGUCUUGUUAAUGGCAAAAAAGGUGGCAAUACUAAUAAUACUAAUAAUAACAAUAGUAAUAGUACAAAACCAGAGCGAAUAUUUACCAUUGACAUAUGGACAAUAAGGGCACGCGUUACAAAUAAAACAGCUGUGAGGACAUGGGAAAAUGCUCGUGGUAAAGGACAACUAUUUAGUUGUGAUUUAUGUGAUGAAACUGGUGAAAUACGUGCAACAGCAUUUGGUAGUGAUUGUGAUAAAUUUUUUCCAAUGUUAGAAAUUGGUAAUGUAUAUUAUAUAACAAAAGGCACAUUGAAAACAGCUAAUAAACAAUAUAAUCAAACAAAUAAUGAUUAUGAAAUGACAUUCAAUCACGAUACGUUAAUUGAGGCGUGUACGGAACAAACACAAAUUCCAGAAACAAAAUUUAAUUUCAUACCAAUAUCCGAAAUUGCUCAACGAGAUCCAAAUAGUAUUGUCGAUGUUAUUGGUAUAGUCAAAAGUGUAUCAGAUAUCCAACGAAUUGUUGGAAAACAAUCACAAAAAGAAUUUACUAAACGAGAUAUAUUGUUAAUGGAUGACAAGGCGAAACUUUCCGUGACAUUAUGGGGACAACAAGCUGAAGAAUUUGAUGGUUCAUCCAAUCCGGUGCUCGCAAUUAAAGGUGCUAAAAUAUCAGAUUUUAAUGGUCGUACAUUGUCAUGUCUACAAAGUUCUAUUGUUAAAAUUAAUCCUAAUAUUCAAGAAGCACAUGAAAUAAGAACUUGGUAUGAUAAUGAAGGUUUUGAAAUGGAUGUUGAAGAUCUCUCAACAAAAACAGAUCGUGAACGAAUGACUCCGUUCAAAACAAUCGGACAAAUAACCAGUGAACAACUUGGAUCCAAUGAUAAACCGGAUUACAUCACGUGUAAAGCAAUUUGUUUAAUGAUCAAAAAAGAUAGUGUCGUUUAUAUGUCUUGUCCAGCUGAGAAUUGUAGUAAAAAAGUAAUUGAUAAUGGAGAUGGUACAUUUCGAUGUGAAAAAUGUAAUGCUAGUCACGAAAAUUUUAAGUGGUCAUAUAUGGCAAAUGCUGAAAUAUCCGAUAGUACGGGUUCACAAUGGAUAACACUCUUUCGUAAUGAAGCUGAAGCGUUGUUUGGUAUCACUCCUGAAGAAUUUGGUCAAAUGAAAUCGAAUAAUGAUGAAGAAGCAAUAAAUGCCGUUGUAACAAAAGCACAAAAUAAUGAAAAAAUGUUCAAAUUACGUAUCAAAAUUGAUAAUUAUAAUGAUGAACAACGUCUUCGUGUAACUUGUGUGAACAUUAGCGAUGUUGAGUAUGUGAACAACGUCAAACAAUUGCUGGUUGAUAUUAAUCAAUUAACAGCAUCGUAA
This is a messenger RNA of Didymodactylos carnosus, 1845 nucleotides long. The record is from the annotation of a GenBank genome assembly. NCBI's taxonomy places the organism in Eukaryota, Metazoa, Rotifera, Eurotatoria, Philodinida, Philodinidae.